Molecule: messenger RNA, 948 nt
Organism: Aspergillus mulundensis
Lineage: Eukaryota; Fungi; Ascomycota; Eurotiomycetes; Eurotiales; Aspergillaceae
Product: TMEM53 family protein
Exons: 1
Coding region: 1-948 (315 amino acids)
Source: RefSeq, a predicted model, not a curated record
AUGAACCCCCUAUAUCCAUUGGAGCCUGCUGGCAAGAACAUCUGGUUAUAUCACCCGUCCACGACGGGCAAUCGCACCAUUCCCAAUGGAAACCCAGCACUCGUUGUUAUGUGCACCUGGUUGGGCGGUGCAACGCCUCGACGGAUAAGCAAAUACGUGGGCUAUCACCGUCAGCUCUUCCCCGGGUCUGCUAUCCUUCUUAUCAUGACCGACAUGAUUGAUAUCACUGUUCGCUCGUUCAGCGCUAUUCGGGCUCGAUUGCAGGCGGCACGGAAAGUCAUUCGCCAGAUUCUAGGUCAAGACGCAGGCGAUGUCGAGAAAAACCCUAACGGAGUUCUCCUGCAUAUAUUCUCUCACGGCGGCAGCAACACUGCCAUCCAAUUGAUUCUCUCCAUGCAGGAUCCCGGGCAUCCAAGCGGCAUUUGCAGACUCCCAUUACAGGGAAUCGUCUUCGACAGCUGCCCCGGAGACACAACCUUCAUGCGCAACUACCAAGCCAGCGUCUACUCCCUACCGCCGGCGUCCCUGCCCAUCCAUUUAAUGAGCAAGGCAUUGCUCUUCCCCACAAUAGGGGUAAUAACCGGGCUCCAGACUCUAGGCAUCACAAGCCCCAUCAGCAAGAUGCAGAAGCAGUUGAAUGAUAGCCUGGUGAUCUCUUCUCGUGUACCGCGGUUAUAUCUCUUCUCGAAAGCGGAUGAGACGAUUCGAUGGGAGGAGGUGCAGGCUCAUCUCGACGACGCAAGGAUCCGAGGGUAUAAUGUGUCAAGUGUGGUAUUUCAUAAAAGCCCGCAUUGUGCUUUGAUAGUUGAAGACGAGAAGCGGUAUUGGGGUGCUAUCCAGCAGUUCUGGGAGCAGAUUCUCAAGACGAGUACCUUGGCGGACGUAGUCAAGGGCGAGGCGGAGUUCGCGCUGGUUAACCCAACGGGUAUUCGGGAGAGCAGAUUAUGA